AUGGCGGUCCCCAGGUCUGGUUCCGUUACCAUUGUUGACGAGGAGAAAGUCGGGGUUACCUCUGUGUUUGCCACUCGUGGAGAGCAUGCUGUCGUGCACGAGGGAGCUGAUCAAGAUGAGUUGGUGUUGGGCGCUCUCGGCUACAAGCAGGAGUUCAAAAGGGAUUUCACCAUCUGGGAGUCCUUUUCUGUGUCGUUCUCCGUCCUGGGCCUGGUUCCGUCCGUGGCCUCCACCAUAGGAUAUAGCUUAGGCUAUUCAGGAACCGGCGGUGCGGUCUGGGGAUGGCUUGCAGCAGGUCUUUGUAUCCAAGCCACGGCAUUCAGCAUGGCAGAGCUGUGCUCGAGUAUGCCGACGGCGGGGGGGCUAUAUUACGCAGCGGCCGUCCUCGCACCCGAAGGCUGGGGACCGCUCGCAUCCUGGUUUGUCGGAUGGAGUAAUUUCUGCGGGUUCGUCACGGGGCCCUGUAGCGUCAAUUACGCUUUGGCUUCGAUGUUGAUUACCUGCGGAAUGAUCGCGAAUCCCGAGUACGAACCCAAAACUUGGCAUAUCUAUUUGGUGCUUCUGCUGCUGCUCUUCAUCAACGGGAUCAUCACCAUGCAGUCUACGUGGUUCCUUGGAUGGGUGAACAAGAUUGGCACCAUCUGUAACAUCAUCGUCAUCCUGGUCUUCGUCAUCUGGUUCCCUGUUGGCUCGAUCAACCAUCCCAAGACCAACAACAGCCACGACGUCUGGACUCAGUUCGAGAAUGGAACUGAAUGGCCGAUAGGCUGGUCAGUUAUAAUGGGGAUGCUCACAGCUAUCUGGACGAUGUCUGGCUACGACGCCCCCUUCCAUUUGUCGGAAGAAUGCAGCAACGCCAACAUCGCCGGGCCUCGUGCCAUUGUCAUGACGUCUCAACUGGGUUUGUACCUUGGCUGGGCAAUCAUCAUGGUGAUUGUUUAUACUGUCAAGGACAUUCCUGAUGUGGUUGCCGGUCAGUAUGGUCAGCCCUUUGGGAGUUUGUGCCUCCAAGUGCUGGGCAAGAACGCUGGGCUAGCCAUGUUCUCGUUGAACAUCAUAGCUCAGUUCUUUGUUGGAACAGGGUGCACUUUGACAGCGACAAGAGUGGUUUUUGCUUAUUCCAGGGAUUCGGCGAUCCUAGGCUCGCGAUGGUGGAAGCAAGUUCAUCCCAAGACCAAAACACCGGUCUAUGCCACCUGGGGCGUUCUGGGAGUUUCCUCUCUUCUGGGACUCCUGAUGUUCGCAAGCCCCGUGGCAAUUGGAGCCGUUUUCAGUUUGGGCGCAAUUGCCCAAUACACGGCCUUUACUACUCCAGCUGCGUUGAAGCUGUUCUUUGACAAUGGCCGAUUCAAGCCAGGACCCUGGAACCUGGGAAGAUGGUCUAAAGUGUCGGGGACUAUCGCAGUCUGCUGGUGGCUUCUGAUUCUUCCGGCCAUGUGCUUCCCUGCUGGAAAAGGAAAAGACCUUACUCCCUUGACGAUGAACUGGACUUGUCUGAUUUAUGGCGGUUCCAUGUUCCUUGCCUUGUCCUACUAUGCCAUUUCGGCGAGACACUGGUUCAAAGGUCCACGCGUCAACAUCGACUUUACCCACGGAAGCACGGAGCUCUUGGAAGGCGAGGCACCGGCGGACAGUCCUGUAGCGACAGGCAAUGGUAUCAAGCAAGAGUAG
Molecule: messenger RNA, 1671 nt
Organism: Exophiala spinifera
Lineage: Eukaryota; Fungi; Ascomycota; Eurotiomycetes; Chaetothyriales; Herpotrichiellaceae
Exons: 4
Coding region: 1-1671 (556 amino acids)
Biological process (GO): transmembrane transport
Cellular component (GO): membrane
Molecular function (GO): transmembrane transporter activity
Source: RefSeq, a predicted model, not a curated record